CCAUCGCGUCGCUACCGGCCGGCGGCGGUCUGCUCCGGACUGCAGCCGUGUCCUCGCCGCCCUCCUCUCGCCCACGCCUCCCGGGCACUCGCCUGGUACCGGCGGCGGCGGCGCGCGCGGCCGCGUUGGGCGGUGGCGGUUCCGGGGAUGGUGAGGCGGCGGCGCGCGGAGACGAUGCUCCGGGGCUGAGGAGACGCCGGCACACGGCGCGACUGCCGAGCGCAGCGCCCACCCGCGGGAUGGCUCAGGCGGCCGGCCCGGCGGGCGGCGGGGAGCCGCGGGCUGAGGCGGUGGGCGGCGAGGGGCCGCGAGAGCCCGAGGCAGCCGACGGCGCGGCCGGGGGCUCGCAGGACGCGCUGAGCCUGGAGGAGAUCCUGCGGCUCUACAACCAGCCCAUCAACGAGGAGCAGGCGUGGGCCGUGUGCUACCAGUGCUGCGGCUCCCUGCGCGCCGCCGCCCGCCGCCGCCAGCCCCGCCGCCGUGUGCGCUCGGCCGCGCAGAUCCGCGUCUGGAGGGACGGCGCCGUCACCCUGGCGCCCGCGGCCGACGACGCGGGAGAGCCGCCCCCCGUUGCGGGUAAAUUGGGAUAUUCACAAUGUAUGGAAACAGAGGUCAUUGAAUCUUUGGGAAUUAUCAUUUAUAAAGCACUGGACUAUGGUUUGAAGGAAAAUGAAGAAAGGGAACUAAGCCCUCCGCUAGAGCAGCUCAUCGACCGCAUGGCCAACACGGUGGAAGCUGACGGCAGCAAUGACGAGGGCUAUGAGGCUGCAGAAGAAGGCCCGGAAGAUGAAGAGGAUGAAAAGAGGAAAAUCUCAGCUAUUCGGUCGUAUAGAGAUGUCAUGAAGUUGUGUGCUGCUCAUCUCCCUACUGAAUCAGAUGCACCAAAUCAUUAUCAGGCAGUAUGUCGUGCACUGUUUGCAGAAACAAUGGAGCUCCAUACAUUUCUGACCAAAAUUAAGAGUGCAAAGGAGAAUCUUAAGAAGAUUCAAGAAAUGGAAAAGAGUGAUGAAUCUAGCACAGACUUGGAAGAGCUGAAAAACGCUGACUGGGCACGAUUCUGGGUACAGGUGAUGAGGGAUUUGAGGAAUGGGGUAAAACUCAAGAAGGUCCAAGAGCGACAGUACAACCCUUUGCCCAUUGAAUAUCAGCUCACCCCUUAUGAGAUGCUAAUGGAUGACAUUCGCUGCAAAAGAUACACCUUGCGAAAAGUGAUGGUGAAUGGUGAUAUUCCUCCUCGGUUAAAAAAGAGUGCUCAUGAAAUCAUCCUCGACUUCAUCAGAUCCAGACCUCCUUUAAAUCCAGUCUCAGCCAGAAAACUGAAACCAACUCCACCACGGCCACGGAGCCUCCAUGAAAGAAUAUUAGAAGAAAUUAAAGCAGAAAGAAAGCUGCGGCCUGUUUCACCAGAGGAGAUUAGACGUAGCAGAUUAGAUGUAACUACCCCUGAAUCUACAAAGAAUCUGAUGGAGUCAUCUAUGGUAAAUGGAGGUUUGACAUCACAAACAAAAGAAAACGGGUUACGUACUGCACAGCAGGUGCCUGCACAGCGGAGGAAGCUCCUCAGAGCCCCAACUCUGGCCGAACUGGACAGCUCGGAGUCUGAGGAAGAAACCCUGCACAAGUCGACCAGCAGCAGCAGCGUGUCUCCCUCUUUCCCUGAAGAGCCAGUCCUGGAGGCCGUGUCCACAAGGAAGAAGCCUCCCAAAUUCCUACCCAUAUCAUCAACACCCCAGCCAGAGAGACGGCAGCCGCCCCAGAGACGACAUUCCAUUGAAAAGGAAACGCCUACUAACGUGAGGCAGUUCCUGCCGCCUUCCAGGCAGAGUUCCCGCUCUCUUGUUCCUAGGAUAACCAGUGUAUGGCCAAGGACGCCUUUUCGACCACUUUUUUCUACCAUACAAACAGCUUCUCUGCUCAGCUCUCAUCCUUUUGAAGCAGCCAUGUUUGGGGUAGCAGGGGCUAUGUAUUAUCUGUGUGAGAGAGCUUUUACCAGCAGGUGGAAAUCCUCAAAGGAGGAAUUCUGCUACCCAGUGGAAUGCCUCGCUCUUACUGUGGAAGAAGUGAUGCAUAUUCGCCAGGUCCUGGUGAAGGCAGAGCUGGAAAAAUAUCAACAGUAUAAAGACAUCUACACCGCCUUGAAAAAAGGAAAGCUCUGCUUUUGUUGCCGAACCAGGAGGUUUUCCUUCUUCACUUGGUCUUAUACCUGUCAGUUCUGUAAGAGGCCGGUGUGCUCACAGUGUUGCAAAAAGAUGCGGCUGCCCUCCAAGCCAUACUCCACUCUUCCUAUCUUUUCAUUGGGACCUUCUGCUCUGCAAAGAGGCGAAAGUAUGAGGUCAGAAAAACCCUCCGCUGCUCAUCAUCGACCACUGCGGAGCAUUGCCAGGUUCUCCUCAAAAUCUAAGUCUAUGGACAAAUCAGAUGAGGAACUCCAGUUUCCCAAAGAGUUGAUGGAGGACUGGAGCACCAUGGAGGUGUGUGUGGACUGCAAGAAGUUCAUUUCGGAAAUCAUCAGUUCAAGCCGGCGCAGUCUGGUGUUGGCCAACAAACGGGCCCGAUUGAAAAGGAAAACGCAGUCUUUCUAUAUGUCCCCACCAGGCCCCUCGGAGUACUGCCCUUCGGAGAGGACGAUCAGUGAGAUCUGAGCCUCGUGCCUUUCAGCUGCUUUUGUGCUUAGAGUCAGCGUCCGUGUGCGAGAACACUGAGCCGGGCUGGCUCCCCUUUCUGUGGUUUUAUUUAACGGGCUUGAAUUUGCAUUAGAUCAGAUUUUUGCUGCAUCACAUUGUUCCACAUACUGAAUGCUGUGUUCAUAUCAAUUGAUGAAAUGUGACAGGUCCGCCAAUUGCUCGUUUGCACUGAGUGAGGACAACAGUUUGAAACUUACUUUUGUGUGUGUGUGGCUUUGGGAGCCAGUAAUUACUUCCUUAGUUCAGUUCUUUACUGUUCCUCGAAUAAUCUCCUGACUAAGGCAAAAAAAUCAGAAAAGCUUCUCCUGUGAGAAUCAGCCUAACAGAGACGCCGAUGUCAGCACAGCCCUAAGCAGUAAGUCAUAUUGGCAUUUCCACGUGACCGUGUUUCUAUCCCGUGUACAGAGAGAUCCAGAGCCCUACACUCCAGGACUUGGGGGCUCACCGCACAGAACCUAGAAGCACCUGCUGACACUCUCCAACUGAUUUUUAAAUUAUUGUUGCUUGGAGAUAAAAAUUACAUAAGGGACUUUAUGCCUGCAUUCUAGUGCAAAACAUCUGAAGAGCUGUACACCCACAAGGGUGACUGUUUUCCCUGAGUGGCCGUGUUGUCCCCGUGCCCUGGAUCAGUGUCUCCUGAGUGGAUGACAGGUCUUCAUUCCUCCCUAUCUUGAAUGUAUUAUGGUUACUGAUAGUUUUAUAAUGGAGGUCUAAGAAUUGAAGUUUUGUGGGAGUUUCAGGACAAAGGGAGGCUAAAAGUUUGUGAAGAAGUUGAGCAUAUUUUGGUUACCUCUGAGAAGGGUUGUGACAGUGUACAGUGGCAGCUGUUGGCCACGCUGCAGAAAUGAGCUGGAGCUCAUGCGUUUUCAGCUACGUUUUUCAUCACUUUAUAGUACAUCCAUCUUGAGUAAAUUAAGCCACAAUUUGGUACCUAGGGUCUCAAAAACAAAUUUAUUUUUAUAAAUGAAUUUUAAAAGAAAAAAUAUCUACUUCUUUUAAAGUUAGAAGAAAAGUAACCUGCCGACAGGCAACAUUUUUGGGGUGCUUUCUGCACUAGUUUUCCUUGUAAAUGAUUUGAGUAGGUUGGGUUUCUGACGAAAGUAGACUGGAGGGUAGCAUUGUAUGCCUCAAAUGUCUCAGUGUGUUUGACUCAUACCAUGGGCUAUACUUUAUUAUUCCGGUAUGCUUACAAAUGACCGACCAAUCAAAUUGCCAUUAAAGUUUGGAAAAUCUGUUACUGCACAUGCACAAUAAUUUCCAGAAAGCCGUAGGACAUGUCUGCAGUCAGCACCAGGACAGCACCGUGUCAUGAAAGGCAUGGCGGCUGCAUUUCAUACCACAUCAAAUACAGUAACAUUUCUCUACUAAAUUAACAGCAAUACCUCAAAACUGCUCUGGUAGUAGUUUUUAAUGGGUUGAAAUUUACAGUUUAGUAAAUGGCUUAAAAUUACUUAUGAAAUAAACUUUACCAGUUGACUAAAAUAAUGCAUGUUAACAGUUGGUCUGUAUUUGCAUGUAAAAGUGGGCCACCAGAGAACCCUCAUUGAUUACUUAAUUUAAGUGUUUAAAUUAUUUUAAAGACUCCUGUUUAAGAGCUUUAAGAAUUGUACUGGGUGAAUCUCAUUUAUAAAACUUCCUAAGAGCCUAUCUGAACUCUAUACUCCAGACAGUUAGGUGGGAGUAGAAAUCUGCCCCCUUUGAUGACCCCAGGCUUGAGUUUUUAAAAUGACUACCCAGAAGGGCACAAGGGGGAGGAAGUAGUAUUUGUAUAUGUAUAUAAAUACGCACCUAGGAGAAUGUGCUUUUUAAAAUAAUUACUACUGUUUUUAUUAAAACAUAAGAAACUACACCCCCAAAAUAAGACUUUGAUUCACAUUCACAAAGCAAACAUCUAGUAAAUGUUUUUCACUUCACUUUAUGAUACUGUAUUGGAUGAUUUGGGCAUUACAGUCACCUCUUACCACAGCGUAGAACAUCCAUUCUUCAACAGCAUUAACAGAGUUUGCCAAGUGCGUUAAAGAGGUCACAGGGAGGGUACGUUCAUAUGAAACAAUCUGCAGAAAGGGCACAUGGCACAAAGUUGUAGAAAUCCAAUUACGAUCAUUUUUUGUUGCCAAAACAAAGUCUUACAUUUAACCCCCCUUCGUACCAUCCCCCCAACACGUCACCUAAGCUAGAUAUUUUCCAUAGGGUAAUUCACUAAGAACUUGUGGAGCUUGGUUUUAAAAUCCUUAGCCUAGUCUGACUUUAGGCAUAGCUUCCAGUUCUCCCUUCCUUGUCCUGGUUUCUUGUUCAGCUUUUACUUCUAAUCCAACAACAAAAGAGAUGUCUGGCUGGUCUCAGCUAGAGUCUGAUGUGUCUUAGAGCAUGUGUGCAUUUCUGAACCAUCAUCCCUGCUCUCCUCUCAGCUCCCUCCAGGCCUGAGCACCGGUUCCUUUUGUCCCGUACGUCAUAAAGUCACACUAUUGGGAAACCUGUGCUUCCCUCUCCAUGGCUUAACUCCCUGUCAGUGUCAGAGUGUGUAAGAAUGCUUGUAAAUAUUGUAAUAUACUUACUAAUAUUUGAAAGAUAUUCAUUCAGUGGACAGUGGGAAUUAACUCCCAAGGCGAGUGAAAAGAAAUGAUCGACAUGUACAUUGAUUUAACAAUCUUAUUAGAUUUUAAUUCUUAAGUAUUUCAAAUGAAACCAGAAAGUGGUUAUGUAGGAGGCUUAAAAUGAUCUUAUGUCUAAGGAGAUUCUGUUAUUAGCACCAUGAACUCGUACUAUGAAAUUUUUAAGCCUUUUAUUUUUCUAACUAUAUUAAUAUAGGACUGGAUUUUAGGCAUCAUAGAGGAAACACAAAAGUUGUUGCUGUUUGCUAAAGCAAUAUAGCAGAAAAUUCGUACAUGCAAAACUGUUGAAGGACCACAGAGAAAUGUGUACUACUGACGGGGCUUUUACUAGGCUUCCUGCGUGUGUAAAAGUCGAGGUAUUGCUGGCAUUCAGGGUGACAUGAUGGUACUAAAUGUUUUCCAUUCAAGUCUUCUAUUUUAAAAUUUAGGGAAAAAUAAAAUGGCUUUCCAUCA
Molecule: messenger RNA, 5749 nt
Organism: Rhinopithecus roxellana (golden snub-nosed monkey)
Lineage: Eukaryota; Metazoa; Chordata; Mammalia; Primates; Cercopithecidae
Gene: SPIRE1
Product: spire type actin nucleation factor 1
Exons: 17
Coding region: 240-2642 (800 amino acids)
Biological process (GO): intracellular transport; cleavage furrow formation; actin filament network formation
Cellular component (GO): cytoplasmic vesicle membrane; cell cortex
Molecular function (GO): actin binding
Source: RefSeq, a predicted model, not a curated record